AUGGCUGACAGGAUAUGGCUUCACUCAAAGGACUACGACGAAUGUCUCGCAACCUUCCCCGCAAGCAUCGAAUUCGCCGACCAACGCGACGCACUCACUCUCCCCGUCGAGCCUAUCCGCAAACCCGGUGGUAGGCCCACGAUCCCUGCACCAGUCUACAUGGCCGGUUUCUUAGUUUCCGACGAAUGGGUUGUGGAGCGGGCGUUUCGUCAGAAGGAACCAAUUGGGUGCGAUGAGAUUUGCUGA
Molecule: messenger RNA, 246 nt
Organism: Coprinopsis cinerea okayama7#130
Lineage: Eukaryota; Fungi; Basidiomycota; Agaricomycetes; Agaricales; Psathyrellaceae
Exons: 2
Coding region: 1-246 (81 amino acids)
Source: RefSeq, a predicted model, not a curated record